Hyaloscypha bicolor E is the source of this 818-nucleotide messenger RNA. RefSeq lists its product as uncharacterized. The record is from RefSeq and is a predicted model, not a curated record. Lineage: Eukaryota; Fungi; Ascomycota; Leotiomycetes; Helotiales; Hyaloscyphaceae. The transcript is spliced from 2 exons. Bases 226 to 762 code for a protein of 178 amino acids.
AACCACACGAGCAGGGCGUCCCAAGAAAAAAGAUGGAAGCAGCCAGAAUAUUACACUCUCUUGCACUAGGCAUAGGGCAUAGGGCACAUAGAUGGACGGCUACCAGCGUUUCGGGUAGCAAUGGAGCUCUGUGCGAGGAAAUACCGACAUCUGAAUGGCUGGAUUGCAUGAAGGCACUUGCGCCCGAUAUCAGAGCCAUUUGUUGUAACAAAGCGUUGAAGAAGCAUGAUAUAUGUAAUUACCCAACCCGGUUCUACAGCCCCAUCAAGGCGCCCCUAUCGUGACUGUACCUCCAAGUGGAGGGUGCCAGCAUUUCCGCUGGCGAGGCUUGCAUGUGCCAGUUGCAUGCAUCGCCCCUUGUUUUCCAACUACCGAGCUUCUACGAGGGAUGUGAAGCCGCAUCUUGCGACUUCAUUUCAAUACAUCUGCAGUUUUAAAAAUGAAAGCGUUCAAUACACUAUUAGGAUCUGUCCCCUGUACGAGAUUGACUCGGAUCUUGGAAGCCAACCCAUCGGCGUGAUGCUUGGCCGGCGCCCUGUGGAGCCAGGCUACCAAACUGCAAUGCGAAGGCACGCCAGCAGGACCUCAAAAGAAGCACAAUAUAGGGAGAGGCACAUCAUUAUUUCAAUGGCAUCUAAGUCUCUUUUCAUGAGGAAAGGCUAUUCUGGACGCACCCCAAUUGGCCAGUACUUCCGCUGUUCAACACUCGUGUCUAGGGGUUCACUCUUUUUCCACUUCCCAGAGGUAUUCGUCGCGAUAUAAUGGAUGAUGGGUGGGAGUUAAAGUCGAAAGCUAGACUUGUCAUUCAAUGCUGCUCA